Messenger RNA from Penicillium maclennaniae, 2142 nucleotides. RefSeq names its product RNA-binding RNA processing protein NOP9 (gene nop9). The transcript has a single exon. Lineage: Eukaryota; Fungi; Ascomycota; Eurotiomycetes; Eurotiales; Aspergillaceae. Gene Ontology annotation, molecular function: RNA binding. Gene Ontology annotation, cellular component: nucleolus; preribosome, small subunit precursor; 90S preribosome. The coding region runs from base 1 to 2142 and encodes 713 amino acids. The record is from RefSeq and is a predicted model, not a curated record. Gene Ontology annotation, biological process: endonucleolytic cleavage in 5'-ETS of tricistronic rRNA transcript (SSU-rRNA, 5.8S rRNA, LSU-rRNA); endonucleolytic cleavage in ITS1 to separate SSU-rRNA from 5.8S rRNA and LSU-rRNA from tricistronic rRNA transcript (SSU-rRNA, 5.8S rRNA, LSU-rRNA); ribosomal small subunit export from nucleus.
AUGCCUCGUGAAAAGGAAAAGAGAGGCCGCCGCGCGGAGGCCAAGGCCCAGAAGGAUGAAUCCAAGCGCAAGCGCGACGAGGCGCCAGAAGACCCGAUCGCCAAACGCAUGAAGUCGACCGACGAAACCGACGACAAUCCUCUCGAAGCAAACACAGACUAUAUCCCUCUCGAUGCGGAAGAGCAACAUAUUCAAUUGGAGGGUGGCGAAAAUGCUGGAUCUGGGGAUAUGCCAUUCUACGGUCUGCUCGACGCUGACGAGGCAGAGUACUUCUCACGCGCCAGUGAGAUGCUCGAGUCGAACCAAUUUGGAGACGCGGAAGAACGAGGCUUGUUUGUUGAGAGUGUGUACCAGGAGGCCAAUGGCAAGGAGCUAAAGAUUGCCUGUAGUCAAGGCUGCUCCAGACUUAUGGAAAAAUUGAUCUCAAUGUCAGAUGUCCAUCAGAUUCGUCGCCUCUUCGGCAAGUUCAUUGGACAUUUCCUCCACCUUGUGCAGCAUCGUUUCGCGAGCCAUUGCUGUGAGACACUGUUUAUUCACGCUGCACCAGCAGUUAUGCAAAAGACACCCAAGGCCCACGCCAAAAAGUCGAACGAAGAUGGCGAGGAAACUGAGUCAAAUAUGUCGCUCGCAGACAUGUUCAUGACCGUGAUCAACGAAUUGGAGGGAAAUUGGGGUUAUCUCUUGACCGAGCGGUUCGCAUCACACACGAUCCGAGUUCUGCUCUUAGUUCUUGCCGGAGAGCCGGUUGACGUGACGUCGACCGACUCGAUCGUGGCAAGCCGCAAGAAGGAGAGAUUGGGUCUGACAGCCGCCGGCGCCCAGGAUGAGAAGGAGAAGGCACCCACUGGGAAGCGCAGCGUCCCCGAAUCCUUCCAGCCCGCACUCAAGAAGAUCAUGAACGACAUGGUUUCGGGAAUAGAUGACACAUAUCUGCGCGCCCUUGCUACCCAGCCUGUUGGAAACCCCGUCCUUCAGGUGAUGCUUUUCCUGGAGCUCUCGCACUUUGGCAAGGCUAGCGCCAAGGACCCGAAAUCAAUUUUGCGAAGACUCGUUCCCGACGAGUCUUUCGAAGAGGGUACUGAAAGCGCCACUUUCAUUCGUGGUUUGCUCUAUGAUCCAGUCGGCUCCCGCCUGGUGGAGACCAUGGUGAAGUAUAUGCCGGGAAAGGUAUUCAAGAACUUGUAUAAGAAUACCAUUCGCGAUCGCAUUGGAUCUCUCUCUCGAAACAACACGGCUGGUUACGUGGUUCUUCGCACCUUGGAGAGACUUGGAAAGGAUGAUCUGCAAAGUGCUAUGGAACUGAUCAUCCCCGAGGUCCCCGGUCUGAUCGAAAGGGCAAGGCUCAUCGUCCCUCGCACAUUGAUUGAACGCUGUGUGGUGCGGAACAUCGACACAAAGCCGUUUGCCGAGGCACUUGCGUCUGCUUACGACAAAGACCCCAAAAUACGGCUGCGUCAAAUGCUCCGACUAGGUGAACCCACCGAAGAGUCCGCAAAGGAGGUUGAUCAUGAAAUGGAGGAUGCAGGCGAGGAGGCUCACCAGGAACGCAGAUCUGCUGGAGGCUCUUCCGCUGCAAACGCAGAGAAGCUACAUGGAUCUUUGCUGGCGCAGGCUAUGCUGACUGUCAGUGGACCAUUGAGCGAGCUUGUAUUCUCCAGUCUCCUCGCGCAAGACACCGACACAUUAAUGCAACUUGCCAAAGAGCCUACUUCAUCCCGUGUCCUUCAGCAAGCUCUGACCUCUCCGGCUUCCACCCCGCAAUUCCGCCGACAGUUUGUCUCCCGAUUCCAAGGCCAUCUGGUCGAUCUCGCUCAACACAGCAGCGGCUCCCACGUGGUCGAUGCUCUCUGGGGAGCCACUAAGGACAUCUACUUCGUCAAGGAGCGCAUGGCCCAGGAGCUCGCGCAAAGCGAGAUGCUCCUGCGUGAUUCUUUCUUGGGUCGCGCAGUGUGGAGAAACUGGUCUAUGGAUCUUUACAAGCGCCGCCGAGGCGAGUGGGCAGCCCGGGCUAAGGGACUUGACCAGCAACCGACCGACGACGGCACAGCACCACGACCCAAAUCCAAGAUUCAGCUGGCGGCGGAGCGAUUUGCAGCGAAAAAGGCCGAGGAAGAGCAGAAGAAGGCUGCGACGGAAUCGUAA